Phycomyces blakesleeanus NRRL 1555(-) is the source of this 2529-nucleotide messenger RNA. Its product is annotated as glycoside hydrolase family 37 protein. The coding region runs from base 27 to 2396 and encodes 789 amino acids. Lineage: Eukaryota; Fungi; Mucoromycota; Mucoromycetes; Mucorales; Phycomycetaceae. The transcript is spliced from 4 exons. The record is from RefSeq and is a predicted model, not a curated record. Gene Ontology annotation, cellular component: cytoplasm. Gene Ontology annotation, biological process: trehalose catabolic process. Gene Ontology annotation, molecular function: calcium ion binding; alpha,alpha-trehalase activity.
UAUUUAUAAAAAAAUAUCUUAUCACUAUGACCAUUUCUAAUGAUGAUUUGGUGGAUGUCCAUGCACCAGCAAGUACAUAUUAUACCACUGGUGAUAAUUCAUCUACUGGUACUAGAUUACGCACUCUAACCGGACGAUACUCACGGUCUCAUGCUGACAAUAGCUCUCGUAGAAGAAGAGCUUCCAAUGAUGAUAAGAGCAAGGCCAAUCGGUUCCUCAUCGACGUCAAAGAAACUCAGCGUAUCCUGGUCGAACAAGAAGACACCGAUGGUGAUUUUCAGAUAACGGUCAACGAUCUCGGUCCAAAAUCAUUUGCGGUCGGUACAGCAGACUCGGGUGGUUAUCGCACAAUCGAGAUCAGAGGAACCUAUAUGCUCUCGAACCUUUUGCAAGAAUUGGCACUUGCAGACGACUAUGGCCGGAAACACAUUGUGCUUGAUGAAGCUCGAUUGAAUGAAAACCCUGUCGACCGGCUGUCUCGCAUGAUCCGGCACAAUUUCUGGGACGGCCUGACCCGCAGAAUCGAUGGCCAGGGACUCGAGAUCAUUUGCAAUGAUCCAAAGAACAGACAGGCCGAUCACAACCCGCGCAUUUACAUUCCUUUCAGCGAAGACGAAGUGUUCGAGUACUACAGCCAGGUGGCUGCAACCAGACCACACCUCAAUCUCGAGGUCGAAAGGCUUCCGGAAAACAUCACCCCCGAGUACGUCAAGAGCAUCAACGACCGUCCAGGUAUUCUGGCCCUGGCCAUGGAAAAGACCGUCCUGAACGGCCAAGAGACCCUCCAGGGCGUCCCGUUUGUCGUUCCUGGUGGACGGUUCAAUGAGAUGUACGGCUGGGACUCUUACUUUGAGUCGCUCGGGUUGCUCAUCGACGAACGCGUGGAUCUGGCAAAGGGCAUGGUCGACAACUUUGUGUACGAGAUCAAGCAUUAUGGAAAGAUUUUGAAUGCCAAUCGGUCUUACUACCUCUCCCGGUCUCAGCCUCCGUUUCUGACCGACAUGGCCUUGAAGGUCUACGCAAAACUGCCCAGCUCGACUGCCGACGAGAACAAACUCUGGUUAAGUCAGGUGUUGCAGGCCGCCAUCAAGGAAUACACCACGGUCUGGACAGCCCAGCCUCGCCUAGACCCCAAAACUAUGCUGUCUCGGUUCCGCCCUGAGGGUCUUGGCAUUCCUCCCGAAACCGAGUCAUCUCACUUUGACCACAUCAUCCAGCCCUAUGCCACUGCAGCCGAGAUGAGUUUGCAGGACUACAUGACUGGAUACAAUGAUGGCACGCUCAAGGAACCCGCACUGGACGAAUACUUUUUGCACGACCGCGCGGUGCGUGAGUCUGGCCACGACACAACCUAUCGUUAUGAGAAGCGGUGUGCGAACCUGGCGACGAUUGACCUCAAUUCACUGCUGUACAAGUACGAGACCGAUAUUGCAGACGCGCUCCAGGACAUCCUGGACGACAAUCUGGUUGAUUUCCAGGGAGUAGCCCAGCAUGCGUCGGACUGGGCAGAGCGUGCACGCCAGCGCAGAGAGCGGAUUGAUCAGUACCUGUGGAACGAAGAGGCUGGACUGUACUAUGACUAUGACACUGUCAUAGAAGAGCAGAGCACGUACGAUACCGUGACUGCCUAUUGGGCCAUGUGGGCCAAGUGUGCGAGUCAUGAGCAGGCUGAGCGGCUGACGGCUGAACUGCACCGGUUUGAAGCUCAGGGAGGACUUGUGUCAGGUACAGAAGAGUCUAGGGGUUCUAUUUCACUCGAUCGGCCCAAUCGACAGUGGGACUUUCCUUUCGGAUGGGCCCCUCAUCAGAUUAUGACAUGGCAGGCUUUUGAGAACUAUGACAAGGUUGAUGUAGCACGUCGAUUGGCGUACCGCUGGCUGUACACAAUCACAAAGAGUUUUGUGGAUUUCAAUGGAGUUGUGCCUGAAAAGUAUGAUGUGGUUAGUUUAACUCACAAGGUGCAGGUGGAGUAUGGAAAUGUCGGAACAGACUUCAAAUAUGUGCCACGCGAAGGAUUUGGAUGGAUGAAUGCGUCUUACCAGCUCGGUCUCAAUCUGGUCAACACUCAGAUGCGCCGAGCACUGGGAACAUGCACCCAUCCGGAUUUGUUCUUUGAAAAGGCUCUCAAACGACAAGACGUUGACGAGUCUCAGGUGCGUCGUCGGCAAUCUUCCGUAGCUGCAGCCAAGGCGAUCACUCAGAAUGGAUUCAGUAUCACGGCAAUGACUACAUUUGGAGGAGAAUCGUCUCCUUUUGGAGGAAGUGGAGGAUUCGGUGGCGGGUUGGGUGGAUCAAGUGCCUUCAAGACCUUUACAUCUCCGGAAGCUGACUGGAGUCCAAAUGGAUCCGUGAGUGGUGUUGAUUCCCCUCUGGAAGCAAGUGAAAAUGAAGAUUAAGGCAUCCACACACACACACAUACACGCACGCACGCUUUCUUCUUCUUCUUAUUUUUCUUGACAGGCAAUUUUCUAGUAUAAUGGUAAUAAUGAGUAAGAUUCUUGUGUAAUAAAAUCAAACCAAAUUUAAAUC